AUGAAUGUGUCUGGUCGUGAUGAAGAUGUUAGUCAUUUAACGUCAUUGUAUAUGACAUUCACACCACAAGUACUUGAUAGAACCCAGUUCGAAAAAUCCGGCCCGGAAUCGCCCAGUGCCAGAUUUUUCCGUGCAUUUCAUGGAAGUGGGAUUCCAGAGCGACUUCAGCCGGCUAAAAUUUGUGCGGAUCCGGCACUAACCAAACGGAAAAGUAGGGAAACCCGAACUGAACUUCCGUAA
Molecule: messenger RNA, 240 nt
Organism: Adineta ricciae
Lineage: Eukaryota; Metazoa; Rotifera; Eurotatoria; Adinetida; Adinetidae
Source: the annotation of a GenBank genome assembly